UGACGUCAGCGAGUCGUUUCCCAUCAUGGCGGCGGAAGGCUGUGAGGAGGAGAUGAGCGGCAACGGGGAGCUCGAGGAGUCUUCAGCCAUGGAGGCUUCUGACGAUCCUGCCUUGUCUCCGACUGAGAUGGCAGUAAAUUCAGAAGAGAACGGCAGUCUUGCCGUGGCCCCUGAGGCCCCUGUAGGCCCUGACCCUGCGACGUUCACCAUGCCCCAAGCUGCAGAAGACGAGGAGGGAGAACUACCUGCGGACUUUGAGCGCCUGUGGAAGGCUGCCCACGACAAUCCUCAAGACUUCACCAGCUGGACCGACCUGCUGCAGUACUGCGAGCAAGAGAGUCACGUCACGGCGUCACGCAGAGCGCUAGAGGCUUUCCUCGUUCGCUACCCGCUCUGCUACGGCUACUGGAAGAAAUUUGCUGAUCUGGAGCGCCGCGCUGGAUACAACAAUAAGGCAGAGGAGGUGUGUGUUCAGGGUCUCCAGGCGAUCCCCCUGAGUGUAGAUCUGUGGAUCCACUACAUCAAUCUGCUGCUGGGAACACUGGACAUGAACCUGCCUGAGUCGCCCACACGGAUUCGCAGUGUGUUCGAGGACGCGGUUGUGGCAGCAGGUCUGGACUUCCACUCAGACCGGCUUUGGGAUCUUUAUGUGGAGUGGGAGAAGGAGCAGGGGAACAUGAAGAACGCAGCAGCCGUCCUGGACAGAGUCCUCAAAGUCCCCACACAGCUUUACAACACCCACUACGACAAGUUCAAGGAGCACCUGAACGGCCACGAGCCCAAGGAGGUGCUCUCCCCAGAGGAGUACGAGGAGCUGAGGGCGUUGUGUCGUCAGAGUCAGAAGGCAGAACGUGCAGAACGGGCACAGGAGGAGGAAGAGGAGGAGAGGCCGCCGGGGGAGGAAGAGCCCGCCACACCUGAGGGCACAGACUCCGAGGAGUUAAUGCAGAAGAUAAGGGAACAAGUGCUGAUUCGAAGGGACAAAGUUUACCAGGACAACGAGGGAGAAGUCCGCAAGAGAUGGCACUAUGAAGACGCUAUCAAACGUCCCUACUUCCACGUCAAGCCUCUCGAUCGUCACCAGCUGCGGAGCUGGCACUCCUACCUGGACUGGGAAAUCGCUCAGCUGAGCAAUGACACCAAAGACCCCCAAGACCCCCAACAAGAUCCAAACCAGGCAGCCACAGAGGGGUCAGAGGUCACAGCUCAGCCUCAAGAACAAUCAGAGGACGCUGCGGUUGCCACUGAUGAUCACAGGGUUCGCAUCCUCUUUGAGCGCUGCCUCAUCGCCUGCGCUCUGUAUGAGGAGUUCUGGACCAGGUAUACUCAGUACCUGGAGCCGCAAAGUGUGGACGAGGCGCGGGCUGUUUUCAAACGAGCCUGUGAGAUCCACCUGAUAUACAAACCAAACAUCCACAUGCAGUGGGCCACCUUCGAGGAGAGACACGGUGACUUAACCGAGGCCCGCCGGGUGCUGGAGGCCCUGGAGAAAACCCUACCAGGGUUGGCGGUGGUCCGUCUUCGCAGGGCGGCUUUAGAGAGGCGAGCGGGCCAGCUGGACCAAUCAGAGGCCCUGCUGCAGGAGGCGGUGGCCGAAUCCAAAGAGAAGCCCACGUUACACGCUUUUUAUUCCAUCAAGCUGGCUCGUCUGCUGCUGAAGCUGGGCAGGAACCCCAGCAGAGCCCGCGCGGUUUUACAGGAGGCGCUGGAGAUCAGUCCGGAUAACGAUAAGCUGCACCUGAACCUGCUGGAGCUGGAGGUGUCGGGCGACCCCUGGGCGUCAGCUGAGGCGGUGCAGGAGUGUGUGACACGAGCCCUGGCAGCUCCCCUCGCCCCACACACCAAGAUCCUCUUCUCACAGAGAGGCCUGCAGUUCGCCGAGGACUACAGCAACUCUAUCCAGAGUGUGCUGUCCGUCUAUGAGGAACACCAGAAGCUGCUGAAAGAGCUCGGUGGAACGAAGAGAGAAGCAGAGAAUGGGGAUGAGGACCCGGAGAAGCUGAGCAAAAGUGAGGAUGGCACCGCUGUUGCCGUGUCUGCACCCACCAUGCCGCAUGUCCCUAUCACCACACCCCCUCCUCCUGUGAUGGGCACAGACGCCACCUCACAGGCCGCCUACGGGGGAUACGGCAGCUGGUACCAGCAACCGCAGUACGGCAGCUACGGCUACCAGAACACCUGGAACUACAACCAAGGCUACUAUCCCCCCAGCUAAAGUGACUAUGACACCAAAAGAGCCACAGGAAAUGGUUUAACCCAGGGUGAUGACUCUCCAACUGAACAACAAACUGAACCACCCGGUCCGGCCGGUCCACCUGCUAAAACAACAUCCCAGCAUCCUUUCCUCUCCGUCCUUCCUCAGAGUGUCCUGGAUUGGUUGAAAUAAGGGACAGGAGUCGAGCUCUUUUAGCAUGUCGUGUUAUGUCAGUGUUAAAUCUGAGGGACAGGUGCAAAGGUGAUGAAAGGAAACAGUGACGCUCCCAUGCUCAGUACAUCAGUGUCUCUCCAUUUUAAUCAGAACUAUUUUUAUAUUUGUUUGACAGCCUUCGCUCCUGUUUUAACGUCAUCCAGUUUAUCCAACUCUACAGGUGAUGUAUGAUUGACAUUUUGUACCAUUCCAGAGUAGGCUAUAUGUUGUUUUUUCUAAUGUAUAUAAAGGUGUUUUAUAGUGUGUCACAACUGAA
This is a messenger RNA of Epinephelus moara (kelp grouper), 2684 nucleotides long. RefSeq names its product pre-mRNA-processing factor 39. The record is from RefSeq and is a predicted model, not a curated record. Gene Ontology annotation, molecular function: protein binding. The transcript has 15 exons. Gene Ontology annotation, biological process: RNA processing; mRNA 5'-splice site recognition. Gene Ontology annotation, cellular component: U2-type prespliceosome; commitment complex; U1 snRNP. The coding region runs from base 26 to 2215 and encodes 729 amino acids. NCBI's taxonomy places the organism in Eukaryota, Metazoa, Chordata, Actinopteri, Perciformes, Serranidae.